This is a messenger RNA of Guillardia theta CCMP2712, 1530 nucleotides long. RefSeq lists its product as hypothetical. The record is from RefSeq and is a predicted model, not a curated record. The transcript is spliced from 15 exons. NCBI's taxonomy places the organism in Eukaryota, Cryptophyceae, Pyrenomonadales, Geminigeraceae. Bases 1 to 1530 code for a protein of 509 amino acids. Gene Ontology annotation, molecular function: lactaldehyde dehydrogenase (NAD+) activity.
AUGAUACGCCUCAGAGUCGAUCUCCCCCUCCUCCUCAUGAGCCUCCUCACUCUGCCUCUCUGCAAUGCUUUGAGCGAAGGGGAGGCUUGUGGGACCAUACCCCGACUUGCAGCCAUGGAGGCAGAGAGCAACAAAUUUCUCCUCUACAUCAAUGGCAAGUUCAAGCCGUCUUCAAGCGGAAAGACACUCCAGGUUCUGUGCCCAGUGAACGACAGUGCUGUGUACGAAGUGCAGGCCUGUACCAAGGAAGAGAUCGACGAGGCUUUCGAGGCUGCCAAAAAUGCGCAGAAGUUGUGGAGCAAGACGCCCCUGUGGAAGCGAGCAGAGCUGCUCAAGAAAGCCGCGGCUGUCCUGCGAGAGAAUGCGGCAGCCAUAGCCGAAGUGAUGAUGUACGAGGUAGCGAAGCCUCUCAAGGCUGCGAUAUCGGAGGUCAUGCGAACUGCUGAUCUCUUCGAGUACACGGCAGAGGAGGGAGUCCGCGUGGCUGGUGAGCUCCUGCUGAGCGACGCAUUCACGGGAGAGAAGAGGAACAAGUUGGCGCUCGUUCAGCGAGUUCCCCUCGGCGUCAUCGUCGCCAUCCCCCCCUACAACUACCCGCUCAACCUCGCCGGCAGCAAGGUGGGCCCGGCGCUCAUGGCAGGCAACAGUGUCGUCAUGAAGCCUCCCUCAGCUGGGGCAGUGACGGAAGGUAAGGAGAGAGCUGGGAGACAGCUGGGGAAGGGGGAACUCAAACGAGGAUGCAGAGGCUCCGAGGUCGGGGACUACCUGACGCAGCAUCGGCUGGCGAACGCCGUGAGCUUCACGGGAGGCAGCACGGGAAUCCGAGUGGCCAAGGGAGCAGGAAUGAUCCCCAUGCAGCUCGAGCUGGGGGGGAAAGACCCUGCCAUCGUCCUGCCUGAUGCCAACCUGAAGGCGGCCGCUUCGGCUAUUGUCAAGGGUGCAUUCUCCUACAGCGGACAGCGAUGCACAGCAGUGAAGAUCGUCUACAUCGUGGAGGAGGAGGACGAGAUCUCGCGGGUUCUUCUACCCAUGAUCCUCGAGCUCGUGAAGAAGCUCAAGGUUGGAGGCCCCGAGGAGGAGGACGUGGACAUCACGGCGGUGAUCGACGGCAAGAGCGCGAGCUACAUCAAGAGCCUCGUGGACGAUGCGCUGGAGUUGGGAGCGAAACUCCAACUCCCUGAGGGAGGGUGGAAGCAGGAAGGCAACUUGAUCCAUCCUGUCGUGUUGACUGGCGUCAAGAAGAGCAUGAGGAUCGUCUAUGAAGAGCAGUUCGGCCCUGUUCUCCCCAUUGUUUCCGUCAAGACGGCGGAGGAGGCUGUAGAGCUGGCCAACGGCUCACCGCUCGGUCUGCAAGCAUCGCUCUUCACGCAGGUGAACGGAGCGCCGGCGAGAGGACCGGACCACUUCCCCUUCCAGGGCUUCAAGGACUCGGGCUUGAGCUCUCAGGGCGUGCGAUGGAGCAUCGAGGCCAUGACCAAGAUCAAAAGCACGGUGCUGAACCUCGCACAGGAAUCUUACACUCAGGGGUGA